UUGGGGUUGGCCGUUGGGCCCGGGCCCUGCUCUUCCAUCUUGCCUGGGGCUCCGUGGCCUCCUGCGUGGAGCUGCCGGGCACUUGCUGGAGAGCCACCGGCACGCAGCAGCAGACCGGGAAGAAGGCCGCCAGACCUCGGCCCCAUGGUGCAGGUGGAGUUCUACGUCAACGAGAACACCUUCAAGGAGAGGCUUAAGCUGUUCUUCAUCAAAAACCAAAGAUCCAGCCUGAGGAUCCGGCUGUUCAACUUCUCCCUGAAGCUGCUGACCUGCCUGCUGUACAUCGUCCGCGUCCUGCUGGACGACCCGGCCCUGGGGAUCGGAUGCUGGGGCUGCCCGAAGCAGAAUUACACCUUCAAUGAGUCGUCCUCCGAGAUCAACUGGGCCCCCAUCCUGUGGGUGGAGAGGAGGACGGCUCUGUGGGCCAUUCAGGUCACCGUGGCCAUUAUCAGCUUCCUGGAGACCACGCUCCUCAUCUACCUCAGCUACAAAGGCAACAUCUGGGAGCAGAUCUUCCGCGUGGCCUUCAUCCUGGAGAUGAUCAACACACUGCCCUUCAUCAUCACGAUAUUCUGGCCGCCGCUGCGGAACCUGUUCAUCCCAGUGUUUCUGAACUGCUGGCUGGCCAAGCACGCCCUGGAGAACAUGAUCAACGACUUCCACCGAGCCAUCCUGCGCACCCAGUCGGCUAUGUUCAACCAGGUCCUCAUCCUCUUCUGCACCCUGCUGUGCCUGGUCUUCACGGGGACCUGCGGCAUCCAGCACCUGGAGCGCGCGGGCGGCAACCUGUCCCUCCUGACGUCCUUCUACUUCUGCAUCGUCACCUUCUCCACCGUGGGCUACGGAGACGUGACGCCCAAGAUCUGGCCGUCCCAGCUGCUGGUGGUCGUCAUGAUCUGCGUGGCCCUCGUGGUACUCCCGUUGCAGUUUGAGGAGCUCGUCUACCUGUGGAUGGAGCGGCAGAAGUCGGGGGGCAACUACAGCCGCCACCGGGCCCAGACGGAGAAGCACGUGAUCCUGUGUGUCAGUUCCCUCAAGAUCGACUUGCUCAUGGACUUUCUGAACGAGUUCUACGCCCACCCCCGGCUGCAGGACUACUACGUCGUCAUCCUGUGCCCCACCGAGAUGGACAUCCAGGUUCGCAGGGUCCUGCAGAUCCCCCUGUGGUCCCAGCGGGUCAUCUACCUCCAGGGCUCCGCGCUCAAGGACCAGGACCUCAUGCGGGCCAAGAUGGACAACGGGGAGGCCUGCUUCAUCCUCAGCAGCCGGAACGAGGUGGACCGCACCGCGGCGGACCACCAGACCAUUCUGCGCGCCUGGGCGGUGAAGGACUUUGCCCCCAACUGCCCUCUCUACGUCCAGAUCCUCAAGCCCGAGAACAAGUUUCACGUCAAGUUUGCUGAGCACGUGGUGUGCGAGGAGGAGUGCAAGUACGCCCUGCUGGCCCUGAGCUGCAUCUGCCCGGCCACGCCCACCCUCAUCACGCUGCUGGUGCACACGUCCCGCGGCCAGGAAGGCCAGGACUCACCGGAGCAAUGGCAGCGCAUGUACGGACGCUGCUCGGGCAACGAGGUCUACCACGUCCGCAUGGGGGACAGCAAGUUCUUCCGCGAGUACGAGGGCAAGAGCUUCACCUACGCCGCCUUCCACGCGCACAAGAAGUACGGCGUGUGUCUUAUCGGCCUGAAGCGGGAGGAGAACAAGAGCAUCCUGUUGAACCCGGGGCCCCGGCACAUCCUGGCCGCCUCCGACACCUGCUUCUACAUCAACAUCACCAAGGAGGAGAACUCGGCCUUCAUCUUCAAGCAGGAGGAAAAGCAGAAAAAGAAGGGCUUCGCGGGGCAGGGGCUGUACGAGGGGUCGUCCCGCCUGCCCGUGCACAGCAUCAUCGCCUCCAUGGGGACAGUGGCCAUGGACCUCCAGAACACGGAGUGCCAGCCAGCACAGAGCGGCGGAGGCGGCGGGGGCAGCAAGCUGGCGCUCCCCACGGAGAACGGCUCGGGCAGCCGGCGGCCCAGCAUCGCGCCCGUGCUGGAGGUGGCCGACAGCUCGACCCUGCUGCCCUGCGACCUGCUGAGUGACCAGUCGGAGGACGAGAUGGCGCCGUCGGACGAGGAGGGGCUGUCUGUGGUGGAGUACGUGAAGGGCUACCCCCCCAACUCGCCCUACAUCGGCAGCUCCCCUACCCUGUGCCACCUCCUGCCCGUGAAAGCCCCCUUCUGCUGCCUGCGGCUGGACAAGGGCUGCAAGCACAACAGCUACGAAGAUGCCAAGGCCUACGGCUUCAAGAAUAAGCUGAUCAUCGUGUCGGCGGAGACAGCGGGCAACGGGCUGUACAACUUCAUCGUGCCGCUCCGGGCCUACUAUCGGCCCCGCAGAGAGCUCAACCCCAUCGUGCUGCUGCUGGACAACAAGCCUGACCACCACUUCCUGGAGGCCAUUUGCUGCUUCCCCAUGGUCUACUACAUGGAGGGCUCCGUGGACAAGUCGCACCCCGGGUUGUCCCCCCGCAGCCUGGACAGCCUGCUGCAGUGCGGCAUCAUCUACGCCGACAACCUGGUCGUGGUGGACAAGGAGAGCACCAUGAGCGCCGAGGAGGACUACAUGGCCGACGCGAAGACCAUCGUCAGCGUGCAGACCAUGUUCCGGCUCUUCCCCAGCCUCAGCAUCACCACGGAGCUCACCCACCCGUCCAACAUGCGGUUCAUGCAGUUUCGUGCCAAGGACAGCUACUCUUUGGCUCUUUCCAAACUGGAAAAGAGGGAACGGGAGAACGGCUCCAACCUGGCCUUCAUGUUCCGCCUGCCUUUCGCCGCCGGCCGCGUCUUUAGCAUCAGCAUGCUGGACACGCUGCUGUAUCAGUCCUUCGUGAAGGACUACAUGAUCCCCAUCACCAGGCUGCUCCUGGGGCUGGACACCACGCCGGGCUCGGGCUACCUCUGCGCCAUGAAGGUCACAGAGGACGACCUGUGGAUCCGCACCUACGGCCGCCUCUUCCAGAAGCUGUGCUCCUCCAGCGCCGAGAUCCCCAUCGGCAUCUACAGGACCGAGUGCCACGUCUUCUCCUCGGAGCCUCACAACCUCAGGGCCCAGUCCCAGGUCUCGGUGAGCGUGGAGGACCGCGAGGACACCCGGGAGGCGAAGGGGCCCUGGGGCUCACGGGCAGGCACGGGCGGCGGCGGCGCCCACGGCCCGCACGCGGUGGGCGGCGGCUCGGCGGAGCACCCGCUCCUGCGGCGCAAGAGCCUGCCGUGGGCGCGGAGGCUGAGCCGCAAGGGCGCCCGGCACGCGGGGAAGGCGGCUGAGUGGAUCAGCCAGCAGCGGCUCAGCCUGUACCAGCGAUCCGAGCGGCAGGAACUCUCCGAGCUGGUCAAGAACCGCAUGAAGCACCUGGGGCUGCCCACCACCGGCUACGAGGAUGUAGCAAAUUUAACAGCCAGUGAUGUCAUGAAUCGGGUAAACCUGGGAUAUUUGCAAGACGAGAUGAACGACCAGCAGAACACCCUGUCCUAUGUGCUCAUCAACCCCCCACCGGACACGCGGCUAGAGCCCAACGACAUUGUCCGCGCCGUCUGACCUUUUAACACCAGACCUGAAGCACAAUUCAGCCGCUGGGCUACCGGCCCAGGCCUCCGCGAGGGACAUUUCUCCUCAUGAGGGAGGGACUCGGGGCACCACCGCGGUUCCCGUGUGACUGUUUCUGACAGGUUUUGCACGCUCAGUGCUGGAAACUUCUAUUAAAUGGAUGCAUCCUGCAGACUAGAGCAUUGCUUGUAAGGCCUCCCCUCCAUGGCUUCAAGCUCUGGGCCUGGGUCUGCCCCAGCCGCCCAGUUUCAAGGGUUAGAGACACUGGCUCUGGUCCCCAACCCACCGGACCGCACAGGGUAGCCCCUACCCCAGGGAGGUGCUGCUAGCCUGAGCCUUCCCGAAAAGCAGGAAGCAACUCGGGGGGCGGCGGGGACGGGGUCCAGGAGGGCUCCCUGGCGAGCUGCCCGGCCCUGGAGCCCGGCCGUGCCCAGGAGGGGUGCAUGCCCCUCGCCAGCACAAGGCAGCCGUGUUUGUCUUGGGGUGGGGCUCC
This is a messenger RNA of Physeter macrocephalus (sperm whale), 4078 nucleotides long. RefSeq names its product potassium sodium-activated channel subfamily T member 1 (gene KCNT1). NCBI's taxonomy places the organism in Eukaryota, Metazoa, Chordata, Mammalia, Artiodactyla, Physeteridae. The transcript has 31 exons. Bases 145 to 3576 code for a protein of 1143 amino acids. The record is from RefSeq and is a predicted model, not a curated record. Gene Ontology annotation, cellular component: plasma membrane. Gene Ontology annotation, molecular function: outward rectifier potassium channel activity; intracellular sodium-activated potassium channel activity. Gene Ontology annotation, biological process: potassium ion transmembrane transport.